Messenger RNA from Sporisorium graminicola, 2136 nucleotides. RefSeq lists its product as uncharacterized. The transcript has a single exon. The coding region runs from base 1 to 2136 and encodes 711 amino acids. Gene Ontology annotation, molecular function: protein binding. Gene Ontology annotation, biological process: mRNA cis splicing, via spliceosome. Lineage: Eukaryota; Fungi; Basidiomycota; Ustilaginomycetes; Ustilaginales; Ustilaginaceae. Gene Ontology annotation, cellular component: spliceosomal complex; cytoplasm. The record is from RefSeq and is a predicted model, not a curated record.
AUGCCGUCCUCUUCGAGAUCGCGCGACGAUCGCGCAGGGUCAAGUUCGUCACGUCUCGACCGCGAUUCCUCGCGACGUCACUUGACGGAUGCAGAGGACGGUUAUAACCGCCGUGACCGCGACAGAGAUCAUUCCCCCGACCGACGAAAGCGACAUCGUGAAGACGAAGGCAACAGAAGAUCUCACAGCUCCAGAUCGCAUCGCGAUGACCAUCGACGAGAACGUUCGGACCGCGAGCACCGUCACAGGGACAGGGAACACGACCGAGACAGGGAUCAUCGAAGCGAUCGAUCGUCGAAACGCCGCGAGACGUCCGAGGAGCGUAGAGCUCGUAAAGCCGCCAAGCGCACAGAGAAGCUGAGGCAGCUCGAGGAGAGUUUUCUCGAUGAAGAGCAAGGUGCAGCCGAGCGCACCGCCGUCGCAGAGCUCAUGAUGUACUCUGCCGAGGAUAAUCCUUUCAAUGAUGCCAAUCUCGGCCAGAUAUUCAAGUGGGGAAAGAAGGAAGACAAGGAACGCAAACAGGGUCUCACCCGCGAGGAAGCAGAGAAGCGCGAUGCACAGCGCAGGCAGGAGGCCAUGGCUGAGAUUGAGAAGCUCAAUGCAAAGCGCGCCGAGCGCGAAAAUCUAGCUGCCGAGCGCGAAGAAGAAGAAGCCCGAAUGGCCCGUCUUGCUGAAUCGGCGCAGAUGGCCAGUUGGGUCGCCAAGGAGGACGAUUUCCAUCUAGAACAGGCACAGCGUCGAGCUGUGAUCCGCGUGAAGGAAAACCGUGCCAAGCCCAUCGAUCUUCUCAGCAUCAACCUCAAGUGGGCGGAUCCUAACAUUAUCGCCGAGCAAGAGAGCAAGCAGGACGACGACGAUGACGAGGCCGGCCUCGAGAUCGACCUCGACGAGCCAUACACUAUCUUUGAGGAAAUCUCGCUCGACGAGACGGAAGAGCUGCACCAGGACAUUCAGAUGUACUUGCAGCUUGAGAAAAACGAUUCCAACCUCGACUUUUGGCGAUCCAUGCUCAUUGUCUGCGACGACAAGCUGGAGGAGCUCAAGGAAGAGAGAGAUUCCGCCACCACCGCCACCAACGCGCGUCAGGACCCAGAGGAGCGAGGCCGCAUCAACGAUAUGCUUUCCUCCAAAUCGACGGAUGAACUGCAGCAGCUCCAGGAUCAGGUGCGCGCCAAACUCGCGUCCGGCGAACCCGUCGAUGUCGAGUACUGGGAGAGAGUGCUCAAAGCAAUUGUCGUGUGGCGUGCCAAAGCGCGUUUGCGUGACAUGCACGAGGCCGUGCUUUCCAAUCGAAUCGAAUAUCUUCGACGCAAGCAGCGCGAUGAAGCAGUCCGGCAACAGAAGGAGCUCCUGCUUCAUACCGGUGACGACUCGGACGUCGAUGAUGCGUCACAAGAUGGUGUCGAUGCUCGGGACGUGCCUGAGAGCGAUGUCAGGAGGGAAGAAGCAAUGCUUGAAGCGCUCUACGAUCCCGAAGAGAUGGAGCCUGCGCCCAUCGAUGCGUCGCAUCUCAGCUAUGAAGAUCGCAAGUUGCCCAUCAGAACUCUUCACGAGCAUCUGGCCGAACUUGUGGAUGCUCGGCGCCGCGUCACGGGUCAAGUCUUCAUUCCCAAGACGCGCCACCACGAGCUGGAGGCAGGCAGCGGAUCCGACAACCCCGCCGAGCGCCUGUUUAUGCAGGAGGCUUCCAAGGCGCUCGACGUUGCCGAAGAGGUGAUGGAGGGUGGCGAUGAAGUGCUCUCACACCAAACGUACCAAUGGGAAGACAAGUACCGCCCACGCAAACCUCGCUUCUUCAACCGCGUCCAUACGGGCUUCGACUGGAACAAGUACAAUCAGACGCACUACGACUCGGACAAUCCACCACCGAAGACGGUGCAAGGAUACAAGUUCAACAUCUUCUACCCGGAUCUUAUCGACAAGACGGUGGCGCCGACGUACAAGGUGAUCAAGGAGAAGGGCGAAGAGGACACGGUGCUGCUGCGGUUCAGUGCUGGACCUCCGUACGAGGAUAUUGCGUUCAGAAUUGUGAAUCGCGAGUGGGAGUAUAGCCACAAGCGGGGCUUCAGGAACAGCUUCGAUAGGGGAGUGCUGCAGUUACAUUUCAACUUUAAGAGGCUGCGAUAUCGCAAGUAG